Messenger RNA from Thlaspi arvense, 1263 nucleotides. Lineage: Eukaryota; Viridiplantae; Streptophyta; Magnoliopsida; Brassicales; Brassicaceae. The record is from the annotation of a GenBank genome assembly.
AUGGUAUUUAGCCCUGUUUCGUUCGACUCUGGACCUGGUUCUCUGCAGGAGAACGAAGGAGAGGAGAGUGGAGAUAAGGGAAGUGUUGAGAGAAAAGGACUGGUUGCGACACUGCAAACGAAGGUUGCAGACACUCUCAAGCAGUUUCUACGACCCAUCGAUGUAGAACUUCUGUCAGAGAUUGAUCUUCAAGGAGUGAGUUGGCAUCAAGGGAAGCAUGUUAUUGCCUUUAUAUCCGGUGCAAAUCAAGUAACAAUUCGUGACUAUGAGGACAAAGAUGAGAAAGAACCUUGCGUACUGACAAGUGAUUCUCAGAGAAGUGUUAAAGCCCUUGAGUGGAGGCCCAAUGGAGGAAAAUCCCUCUCCAUAGCCUGUAGGGGAGGGGUAUGCAUAUGGACUGCUUCCUAUCCAGGUAACAUGGCAUUGGCUAGAGCUGGUGGUUCUUCAUUGAGGGGAAGUUUUUCUCGAGGAUCUGGAACUCGCUGGAUCUUGGUGGACUUUCUCCGCUGUCAAAAUGAUGAACAAAUCAGUGCUCUCUCAUGGAGCCCUUGUGGAAGAUAUCCUGAAAAUGCUUUCUGCUAUAAUUUUGUCUUGCUUUACUUCAUUACCUCAUAUGACAGCUCAUCUUUCACCAUAUGGGAUGUUUCUCAAGGGGCAGGAACACCUAUUCGACGGGGGCUAGGUGGCAUAUCCAUGCUUAAAUGGUCACCCACAGGGGACUACUUCUUUGCUGCAAGAUUUGACGGGACUUUUUGCCUUUGGGAAACAAACACAUGGACAUCUGAGCCUUGGUCUUUGUCUACUGGAUCUGGAUCUGUCACGGGAGCAAUAUGGGAUCCUGAAGGACGGUUUAUCUUGAUUUCAUUUUCAAAAUCUUCAACUCUGGGUUCUGUUCAUUUCUCAUCCAAGCCACCAUCCUUGGAUGCCCAUCUAUUACCAGUUGAAUUACCAGAGAUAGCUACUUUGACUGGCAGCGAGGGAAUCGAGAAGAUAGCAUGGGAUGCAUCUGGGGAACGAUUGGCUGUGUCAUACAAAGGAGGUGAUGAGAAUUACAAAGGAUUGAUUGCCAUCUACGACACACGAAGAACACCUAUAGUAUCAGCAUCACUUGUUGGUUUCAUCAGAGGACCCGGUGAAAACCCGAAAGCUCUCUCCUUUUCAUUCCAUGACAAGUUCAAGCAAGGUCCACUCCUUUCCGUGUGUUGGAGCACCGGAUACUGCUGCACCUAUCCUCUCAUCUUCCGCUCACAUGUUCUUCCUUAA